Neurospora tetrasperma FGSC 2508 is the source of this 1665-nucleotide messenger RNA. RefSeq lists its product as uncharacterized. The record is from RefSeq and is a predicted model, not a curated record. NCBI's taxonomy places the organism in Eukaryota, Fungi, Ascomycota, Sordariomycetes, Sordariales, Sordariaceae. The transcript has a single exon. The coding region runs from base 1 to 1665 and encodes 554 amino acids.
AUGACCACCAUCCCCAAACCCACCAGCAUCCGCAAAAACAGUAACCGCAACGCAUCCCACCCAUCGCACCUUCCUCCAACACCUCCAACCCUACAUCCUCUCCCCGCCUCCCUGCUCCUCUCCCAAGAUCCCAGACUCUCACGGCUGCAAACCCACGAUCGCAAUGACUUCUUCUCCACCGGCUGUCGCGAGCUCGACUCCCAUGUCCUCCUCAACGCGGGACUCAAUGGAGGAGGAGGAGGAGGAGGUUUAGGAGGAUUCGAGGGGGGUUGUGUGGUCGGUCUAAGCUGUGAAGAAGAGGAGACGAUUGGGUUGGCGAUUGGAUUGCAGGUUGUUGCGAGGAUGCUGUUGAUGUCGUCGUCGUCGUCGUCGUCGUCAUCGUCGGGGUCAAAAGCAAAGGCGAUGAUCAUCUCGACACUUUCCACGACUUCUUUGCUUCCUCGAUUGAGAUUGGCGCUGGUUAGUGAGGCUAGGGUGCUUCAAGGGAAUGUCGGCAACGCACACCACCACCAGGUGGAUAGAGGGGUAAUCAAGAGUUGUUUGGAGAGGGUGUUGGUGGCGAGGGUUUUUGAUGCGGAGGGGUUGAGGGAGGUUUUGAGGGAGUUGGAGGAGGUUGAGCAGCAGCAGACUGUUGUUAGCCAUAGUGACGGGAAUGAAGCCGGGAGAGGAGGAGGAGGAGAAACAGGAGAGAAAAGAACGGAGCAGAGCAAAGAAGACGGUCUACUACCAGACCUAAUCAUAAUAACCAACACCUCCCACCUCCUCAACACUCUCUUCACCCGCAACAAGACCGGCAGCGAUAGGUCCGCAGCGCAUAACUCGGCCGUUCAGCUUUCUGAUCAAAUUCGUGGACUUAGUCGGAGAGGGCCGUUGGUGAUGAUGCUAAAUUCGACUACCUCACCAACCUCUUCUUCAUCCUCCUUCAAUACCAACUCAAUAUCGAUGUUCGACGACGACAACAACAACAACAAAGGACCAAAACAACCCGACCUCAGUAUCAUGCGCUCAAUCUUCAACCCACCACCACCACCACCACCUCUGGCAUCUAUGGAGGCAGCAGCACCGGGGUACAUGGGCGGCUUAGUCGGCGGACACACUGCUGGUGCGCCUUCUGCUGCAAGUUACAGAGGCGGGGGAUAUGGAGGACGUGGAGGGGGAUACGGCAAGAACCAUAGUACCCAUCUUCAUCCUCACCAAGCACAAACCCAGUCAGCAGCAGCAGCAGCAGCAGCAGUAACCGCGGCAUCAAGAAGAAACAAACCCUCGUACGGAAUGGUCUUCUCCCAGAUGCUCGAUUUACAUUUAUUAUGCACCAAAAUACCUAGGGGCAGGACUCGUCACGGCGGUGGUGCUUACGGAGGAGGAGGCUACGGAGGUUAUGGUGGUGGGUAUGUAUGGGCAGUGGAGGUAUUGCUGGAUGAGCUUGGGGUUUAUGAGGGCUUGGAUGUGGUUUUGGACAAAGUUAGUAGAGAAGGAGGAGGAGGAGGAGGAGAAGAAAAAGAAAAAGAAGGGCAGGGGGAGCAACAGGAAGGAGGAAGGCGAAAGGAAGGGGUGCGAGAGGAGAAGAGGAAGGGGAAGGGGUUGACUAGAAGGAGUAGGGAGCAGAGAUGGGGAGCUGUGGAGAUUGAGGAGGGGAGUGGAAGGGUUGUUGAUGCUUUUAGAUAG